Sycon ciliatum is the source of this 3640-nucleotide messenger RNA. RefSeq names its product dynein axonemal intermediate chain 7-like. The record is from RefSeq and is a predicted model, not a curated record. Gene Ontology annotation, cellular component: axoneme. The transcript has 20 exons. Gene Ontology annotation, molecular function: microtubule binding; beta-tubulin binding. NCBI's taxonomy places the organism in Eukaryota, Metazoa, Porifera, Calcarea, Leucosolenida, Sycettidae. Bases 490 to 2820 code for a protein of 776 amino acids.
CCCUUUCAAAACGUUGCUGGAAGGGCGCCCUUGCUGCCAACCUAACACCUCACUGCUUUUAGUAAAUCCACUGGACUGCAGUGCACAUGGUGCAUGCAGUCAGAAACAGUGAUUGGUCGUAUCUGAGCAGCGGCGCGCGCUUGGAGUUGAGCAGCUUUGCGGCUGCCUGGACCACAACUAGUACUUGCAUCGCCACUGUGAAUAGUGUCGACGAGUUGUUUUGGGAGGCCAGAGAGUGUCCAGAAAUCUGCCCAUUGGCAUUACUACAUUAGUCCAUUCCAUCGGCGAGGCGAUCAGCCCUGUGGACGGCGAGGCGAUCAGCCCUGUGAACGGCGAGGCGAUCAGCCCUGUGAACGGCGAGGCGAUCAGCCCUGUGAACGGCGAGGCGAUCAGCCCUGUGAACGGCGCUACUGUAUCGCCGAAUCGCGAGCACGGUGCGUGCUGGUCGAUCGCUACAACAAAUAGUCUAGUCGUCAUUCGCACAACACAAUGGCACCCAAGUCCUCUAAAGCAAAAGCGGAGCGGGAGCGGAAGAAGCUAGAGGAGCAGCAGCGGCUGGCUGCUCUGGAAGCGGAGAGGUUGCAACAGGAGGCCGAAGAAGAGGCGCGUCGUCUUGAGCAGUUGAGAAUUGAGGAGGAAGAGCGUCAGAAGCAGCAGGAAGAGAGAGAGCGCCGUUUUGCAGUUGAGCAGGAGCCGUUGAAUAUGCUGCUGAUCGAGCGGAGCAUCAACUUGCCUAUCGAGCGGGAAAAGGUUGCGGAAGAGGUCUUGUGGAAACGCUUCUUGGCGUGCGAUCCGGCAGUUGAUGAGACAUACGCCAAGGGACUAAACCGCUACGUGACGGAAUGGAAGGACAUGUCGCAGGACAGCAAGGCCGGCCUUGGGGACACGCUCAAAGAGUGGCAGGACGCAUAUCAGCUUCUCGCUAGAAUGGAACAGCAUCGGAAGACGCUGGAGGAAGAGUUUGAAAUCCAGCACUAUCUAGAGAUAAAAGCAAACAUCUUGGAGGUGAUGAAGACGAAGCUUGACGUGAUCGCUCAUCAGAUGCUGGAGACAUCGGAGCCUCACAUCAACAGGCAGACGUUCAACCUUGAGAAGUCGCACGCCGUCAAAGACAUGGUCUACCACUUGUGGGGCAAUACGGCCAAGAACCCAAGGCUGAAGAACAUAGAGAUGGGUAACCGCACUCGGAUGCCGGUCUCAGUUAGCGUUCCGAAGGAGUUGGCCCUGGCUAACUUUGCAGUGCGGGUAAUCUACACGCAUGUUGACACUCUCUCACCAACAUGCUCCACGUUUCGCAUGGGAAAGCCUAAAGCACAGAGCAUGGACACCAAUGUCAGCGCUGACGUUCCCGCUGGAAGUGGCUCCUUGGAAGGAGAGGGAGAGGGCGGUGGCGGUGGUGGUGGAGAUGUUGCCGGUUCCAAGGCAGGCAGCAAGGUGGCGCUGGAUUCACGGUCGACCACGUCACUGACCGCAAAGACGGCAGACACAGGCAAGCCCGAAAGUACUCGCUCAAGCAGACCUAACGAAGAGAAAAGACCGGACAGCGCCACCUCAAACACAUCCAGGGAUGCUGUGGAGGAUGAUGACGACUGUGAAGGCGACGAGGAAGGCGGAGAUGGCGCCAAAGAGAAACCGUACGAUCCCGACUUUCCAGACUAUGAGCCAAAUGAGGGUGCUCUCUCAGACGACGAGCAUGCAGUCGAUCUGCGUGCCUUUCAGCAGGUCGGUGGCGUGUUUUACUUCGAUAUUCUGCAACUGCCUCCUCAGCCAAUGGUCUGUGGACAGUGGACAAUGCAAGAAGUGCUCGAAGGCGGUCUCCGCUACACUACAUAUCCGCUGCCGGACCUUAAGAAGACAGUGGUGCAAGACGACGACGAAAUAUCUGAAACGCCAGCUCCAACGGCACCAGAAAAGGAAGUUGAAGAAAUAGAGAUACAGUUCAGAGCUACAAAAGAAAUGUAUUUGCAAGAUGCCAAGGUUGCUCGAUGGGAUUCAUCUCGGCUCUGCUGGCGCACCGACGAGAUCAGCGACAUGGUCAUCAAGGAGAAAAACGGCGAAGUCUCCUUCAAAACUGUUCACGUCAUGCCGUUUACACUUUUUCAGAGUCGUUACUCCAGUCUGCCCAUCGAGUACUGGGACGUGCGACCCAUCGACGACGGCCAAGUGCUUCUCACUAUCUGUGCGAGGACUGUCGAGAUGGACAUCAUUGUCAAGGGACAUCAAUGCAAGAUUCCUAAACUUCCCGACAUUGUUGACAGCAAGGGCAAAGACAAGGGUACUGACGAAUCACAGCAGGAGAAGGAUAUUCUGGAACAUUUCCGAGAGCGGUGGAUGAUCGUGGAUGAGUUCCAGGAGAGACUAACAAGGGCUGGCAUAAACAUAUUUCCAGAAGAGGACGGCCAUAAAUACACAGAAGUUGUCAGAAAGGCCCGUGCCAUUGAGGAUUUGAUUUACCAUCACGCUGCACUGUUGUCACCUGCAUUUUCCUUGGCUUCGUCGAGUAAGAAUGGGAAGUUUGACAGGAAUGUGGCGGUGAUCAAGGUCUCAGAGUCCGGUGGUGAUGAGCGUAUACCCGAUGAAAUGUGGACCCUAUUUGCCGUCCAGGACGAUUGCACCUGGCAGUUGAAGAUGAGAGAAGAGGAAGAAGCUGAACCCAACUUGGAUGUUGCCGACCAGCAGGAUUUGCAUGCCGACCUGUACUGCGCGGUGCAAGCUGUGGCCUCGGCCGAUUCAGCUGCUGCAAUUGCCGGAGCAUCAGCCUUGCAAGUACACACCGUCCACCAGUUGCUUGAGCGUAUCCGUCCUCUCGUUUACUCAUGAUAAGUCAGCAACCAAGAUGGUCUUGGACUUGAUGAACUUGCCAGGCUCUCAUGCCGAUAUCUUGUGUACGAAAACGUGCUGCGGAAAACACUGGAAGGCGACGUGCGCCUUCAGCCAAAUCAUUGUACUAUACUUGCAAACACGUGUAAGCUUACACAUACACAAGCUUCAGUCGAGAACAACCGUGAUUGCUUAAUUAGAGUAUAAAAGGUGGAUUCCCUUGAGGGGACAUUAAAAAGCACUGCUGGUCCCAAGAGCGCCAAAGCCUCCAUUCAGCGUGCACUUCUGGCAUUGUUUUUCUUGCAUUCAGGUUGCAGAUCCAGUAGCAUUAGGAUUCUAUAGCCGAAUAGGAGUGCAUAUCUUUGUGUAAAUAAGUUACUUUUUUUUUAAAGUACACCAUGCAUGCACGAAACAGUACACGCGUGCAUUGAUGAGAAUUUUGUCAGUAACUUGUUUCAACUGUGCCUCACUAGGAUAGCAGCAUUCUUGAAGCAGUGGCACAGUGCAGUCACGGUAGGGUACCGUACUUGAUCAGCUGGAGAGCACCCGCAACAGAUUGCCAUCAUUCGACUAACGCCUAACCGGAUAACUUCUCAGUUUACAUGUAGUUCUAUCAAGAGCCUACAGUGUGAAUAUGAUUGUGUUUUCUACAUGACUGAUUGUAACGUUUAUACUACAGUACUUUGACCUACCUACCUUCCAUCCUAUUCUGUAUUCAUUUCGCUGUUGAGUAUCUUUAUUUGUAGAGACAGUGUACAUGUAUCAUCACAAAUGGAGAUUCUUGUGCAACCUGAUGUCGAUAAUAAAAUUUAAUAACGUU